AUGGAUGAGUCUACUCCGCGCGCCUCGGUGCUCUUCGGCCGAGAUGGCUCCUAUGCCUUGCUAGAAGUCAUCGGAAGGGGAGCGUACGGCACAGUCUACAAGGGUAUAUGGCGAGAAGUCGGGAGGCAUGUCGCCGUCAAACGCGUCGCGAGGAGCCGUCUAUCCCCGGACGAGGACAAGGCCCUUCAAACCGAAAUCCAACUCUUCAAGAAUCUAAAAGAUACCCACAUUGUCAACUACAUUGAAGCUGUCGAUGAUCCCAAUUCCGAGUAUUUGGAUAUUGUCAUGGAAUUCGUCGAAGGGGGAAGUCUGCACAAUAUCGUCGAUGCCAUUCGAAGGAGCAAAGCCAGGGGGUCCAGGGUUUUCGAUGAAGCAGUAGUAGCGGGUUAUGUGCGCCAGGUCAUCUUGGGUUUACGCUAUUUGCACAAACAGGGUGUUGUACACCGAGAUAUAAAAGGUGCCAACAUCCUCGUCACGAAGGAGAGUCACGUCAAACUUGCUGAUUUUGGUGUCGCUUCUACGAAACCAGGAGCCGACAUGCUUCACUCUACAAACCCUCUUGACGUCGCGGGAUCUCCCUACUGGAUGGCCCCCGAGAUUAUCAGACUCGACGGCGCCUCAACUGCCUCUGAUAUUUGGUCACUAGGAUGCACGGUAAUUGAGCUGCUCACCGGUUUCCCACCGUACUAUGAACUCUCAGAUAUGACUGCCUUAUUCCGAAUCGUGUCUGAUGACUGUCCACCGCUACCUCCGAACUUAUCAACCGAGUGCGAGGACUUCUUGACAAAGUGCUUCAACAAAGACGUUACAGGCAGGGCAACUACCGAUGAGCUUCUGCGACAUCGCUGGCUUGCUCGAGAAGACGAGCCGAGCCACUCAACUGAUUUCAAUGCAAAACCCGAAUUGGACAACGCAGAGCAACAGCCAUCGUUGCGUGCUACCAGUGGAAAAAGCGGGUCUCAACGGAGCAAGCAGAGCGAAUUAUCUGCCAACUCGCAGGCCACACUAGGCAUGUACGAAGAAGAUGGCGAUGUCGAUUUUGAUGAUCUCGAUUUUAGCGAAAGCGAUAGAGCGGAUGGGGAGACGUCCGCAGGGGACGGCUUCAACGAUGGUACAGGAAACCAUCUUGUUGGUGAGAUAGGCUUCGCGGGAGAAGAACUUGGUGGUUCUAUGGGUACUGUCGAACAAGACGCUAGUAUUGCUGACGGGGGUAUGCAGCGUGUGAGCAUUCGCGAUGAUCCAUUCCAGGAUAUAAUGGACGAUCCUGAGGUUGAUCGAGAACGAGAACGCCUCAGAAAGCAAAAAGAGCAUUGGGAACUGGUGAAAGCCCACGCAAGGGGUCUCGGCCAAGAAGACGACGUGCACAUCGCUGCCUGCAGGACUCUCGUAGAGAUGUUCAAGGGAAAUCCGGAACAAAGGUAUUAUCUAAUCUAUGACCCAGGCCUCUUGCCUCUUCUCGAAGCACUAGAGAGUGGUACAGCUCGAAGCGGUCGCGUCAUAGAAGCUAUGUUGGAAGUGUCCUUGAGCUUGUUGGAAGACUCCAGUACGGAGUGUGGCACAGAUAACUCCGCGGAACAAUCGAAAAAGGCUGGAGCUCAGAACACGCAGAUGUCGUUUUUUGGAUAUCCGAGAGUUUCUGAUAUUCGGGAAGACCUCUGUCUGAGUGGCUUCUUACCAAUUAUAAUUAGGUACUGCCAGACUUCCUAUCCGUUUUCUGUUCGGCGCCUAGCAUCUCGUUUUCUUGCCAACGUGAUGCGGUUGGAGCGAACACGGCAUAUGUUCAUAGCCUGCCGAGGGUUCAAAGCUUUUGUUGACCUUUUGGAACCUGACAUUGUAUCUGCUGGUGAGUUGUCCACAACCGCCCUCGAAGGUAUUGAUAUUUUAUUAUCCAUGGAGAACCAACGACACAAGCGAGACUUUUGCCGUAGAUUUGCAUGGAAUGGCCUUUUGGAACGAAUAACAAAUGGCAUUACUUUCAACAUGGACACACUACACACGCUUGCUACUAUGCGGAAUAGAGACGAUGAACUGAGAACUCAGGUGCAGGGGCAUGUUAUCAAACUCGCUGCUCUUCUGCAAACAUUCGGAGCGCGUGCAGAUCCGUUCGUGAAGGAGCAGAUGAUCAGGCAAUCUGUUCUCGAUCCGAUAGUAAGGCAGAUCGCGAAUCGAGAUGUCCCUGUAGCUGCCGCUCUAUCCAUUCUAUGCAGCGUUCGGGAUCUAUCUCGGGACCCGCAGACUCACCAUGCCCUUCAACAAGCGUCAGCAAUAGGCACGCUCGUGGAGUACCUUUCCAUCGAUCAGGAUAGCGUGGUCGGGACGAAAGCAAGGCAUUUCAUCAUUUCUUCGUUGCACAACUUGUGCAUUGUCUCAGCAGGGCGGCAAGAGGCGGCAGCCCAAGCUGGACUGGUACCGCAUCUACAGCGAUACAUUCGGUCACAGGAUGUGAACUUGAAGUCUCUCUGCAUUGACAUGUAUUCAGGGCUUGCUUGUGCUGGGCCACUGACGCGCGUGGAGCUGUCAAAGCACAACGGUGUGGAAUUUUAUAUCGACUUGAUGAUAUUGCUCUCAGCCCCAGGAACAGUGCGAAAAUGGCAAGCACGUGUGUUGCAGUCUUUAUCCGAAUGGCUGGAUGACGCUUCACAAUCACAGGCGGUGGAGAAGUGCCUCGUAUUGGAGUCCAAUUGCACAAGGAUGUGUCAGACGCUUGCUCAGCUGCGUAUCAAGGACGUCGUUGGUGUCCUUGAACCGUAUCUCAAAAUGAUAACAAUUUCGGACAAGGUGAACACAGUAUUUGGGGCGCGGCUGGAACUUGUCUCAUCAAUGGUGCGGUGGUUGGAGGAGAUGUAUCACGAGAAUUCGGGGUCAGCAGGGGGCGGGCCACGGAGCCGGUUGCUGCUCUUGCGGACACUGUUGGCGCACGCGCAAAGAUGGGAAAAAGGUUCUCGCAUCGCUGGUUUGAUAGCGGCACUGCGGUUGCUUCUUACUGAAGUGGUGCUAGUGAGUGACGAGGCAAUUACGGUUCGGGAGCAAGCUAGUCUUUUGCUAUCAGCGCUAGAUAGGACCGGGGUAGGGUUAUGUUGAGCGAGACAGGAAGGAUAGUUACGGGCAGUUUACUUUCUUGUUAGUGGCAUCUCGGUAUAUAACAUGUUGGUAGGAAGCGGGCGAGGGCUUUGUUGAGUAUGUACAUUGAUCUAAAUAACAGCUGAUAAAACGACGAAGACCAAGCCCUUUGGAACAUAAA
Messenger RNA from Chondrus crispus (carragheen), 3241 nucleotides. Its product is annotated as Serine/threonine protein kinase, sepA. Bases 1 to 3081 code for a protein of 1026 amino acids. The transcript is spliced from 2 exons. Gene Ontology annotation, biological process: protein phosphorylation. NCBI's taxonomy places the organism in Eukaryota, Rhodophyta, Florideophyceae, Gigartinales, Gigartinaceae. Gene Ontology annotation, molecular function: ATP binding; protein kinase activity. The record is from RefSeq and is a predicted model, not a curated record.